AUAUUCAUUCCUUCUUCAGUUUCUGUUCCUCUCAGCAGCAGCCUGCAGGCCGCCAGAGCUGCUUUGGCCGGAGCCAUGCCACCUCUCCGCCUCCGCACCGCCUCCACGAUGACGCCCCUGUUGCUACUCACCCUCGCCGCCACCCUCGUCCAAGUGUCUGGUGAACAGUGCCACUACGAAGGGAAAACCUACGAAGCGGGCAGCAACGUGCCCACUGGAGAGAAGUGCCUCUCCUGCGUCUGCGGGGCCCGAGGUGGGGCCCCCGUGUGCCGCCUCCAAGUGUGCCCCCAACUGCCGGUGCCGCCUCCGAAGGGAUGCGUGCUGGUGCAUCGGCGAGACGAGUGCUGCCAGAAACUAGUUUGCGAGUCGCAUGGCGCAGAGGCCGUCCCGCAGAUCGAAAGGCGAGACGGAUCCGUGGAUUUGGGGGCUUUGGAGCUGCCAGCCGAAAACAAAGGCUGCGUCGAAAAUGGGACCCGAUACGCCGAGGGAUCGGCAAUGGGCUCCUCGACUCUGUGCGAAUAUUGCUACUGCGUGCGUGGAAAGCAGCAGUGUGUCAAGCCGCAGUGCGAGAUGCCCCUCAAAGAAUGCACUGCCAAAUACAUCCCGCUCACCUGCUGCCCCGUCAGUUACGACUGCUCCCCAAACCACGCACUCGGUGUUUCAACGACCGCCACUCCGCCAAAGACGAGCGGCUGCGUCGUGGAUGGCAAUCACCACAAAGAAGGCAGCAAGGUGCGGUCGACGGCCAAGAGUUGCGAGCACUGCUACUGCCUCCGCGGAGUGGUUCGUUGCGUCACGUUGGAGUGCGCGCGGCCCCUUUUAGGGUGCGAGCCCGUCUUUGAAGACGGAAAGUGCUGCCCCGUGCAGUACAAUUGCAGCAAAAUAAUGACCGAGCCCAUGAUACAAGAAAGGAGCACGGGGGACCCGUCGUCGAUAUUCCUCCAACUCUCUGAUGGAGUUAGAAGCCUGAACUCGCUGAAUGCGGUCGACCUGAGGAAGCACAGAGAAAUAACAGAAAACGAAACCGCAGACUCUACAACCAUGAAAACGGCACCGUUUGAAAUUCUGAGACGCAUCGAGAGCGAGAGUGCCGAGCUCCUGCUGAGGGAAGCAGAAAUAUUGACGACACGGAAACCUACGACCAGUACAAAAACUCCAGAAGUGCCAAAAUCCACAACGUCCACAACAAUUCCGCCGACCACUACGGUCAAAGAGCAGGUUUCGAUGGAGUCUCGAAUGGACAUUGACGUGACCACGGAGGGUUACGAAACGACCACUAAUGAACCCCUGGAAAUGACCACCGUUCAGGAGCCUUACGAAAUCGAAAUUUUGGUGAGACGACCUGGCCCAGAGUCGACCACGUCGUCAACAGCGACGACGACAACCACAACACCUGCGCCUGCGACCCCAACAACGACAGAAUCGGCGAAGACGUCCAUCCUGACCACCGCCAAGCCCGUGUUAAGCGACAGGGUGGACGUCCUCGACGAGCUCGACGAGACGACCAUGGAGUUGUUGGAAAUGAUGCACAAGGAGGCGGCAUCGUCGACCACGACCACCGUGAAAAGCACCCUGCCGCCCAUCAUCGAGGCCCUGAUAAACGCUCAAAAUUCGGAGGACGUGACCGUGGAGAACGAGUACGGGGAAGCACUGCCUCCGUCCCUGCCGAACAUCACAAUGAUUCCCUUCCUGCCCGAAGACGCGUUAGUCGAGAAGAAAGAGGACCCGACAGAGUUCAGCGCGAAUGAGUCGAGCACGCAGUUUGGCGGAUCAGGAAAGCCCGUCGUGGGAGCAAUUCCUCUCAAGCGAUUCUCUCCACCUUUAUCAUUCGUGGGCGGGUUUCUCCCUCGGCAGCCACUACUGACGGGCGAAAACCCGACCGCCGCCGUGCGCACCAGUCCAAAUCCCAACGAAAUCCUGACGUCGAUGCCUCCGCAGCUGAUUUCCAUCACGACCUCAAUGCCCGACAUUGAUCUGGACUCGCACACGGCCGAGGCGAUCGUCUCCACGACCAAGGACGUGCCCCUGGCAUCGCACAUCAGGGUUGCCCUGAACACGGGACCGAUGCCGUGCACCUCCCCUGACGGCCGCCAGGUGAAGCACGGUGACUUGCUGGCGCCCCCAGGCCCCUGUGAGGUCUGCAAGUGCGACCACGGAACCGUUCUCUGCCACGAGGAGCUAGAGUGCAUGAAACUGAUCAGAGGAAACGACGUGGACAUGCAGAAGCGGGUGGACACGACCGAGAGCAGCAACCUGCCGGUGGAGAGCAAGAUUGCCAAGGACGAGCUGUCGUUCGACAGCGUGUUCAAAUUCCUGUUCGACCCGCCGGCGUCCGCGUCCUCCUCCUUCGGCGGUGGCGGCGGCGGCGGAUCGCACAAGCCUCCUGCCGCUGCGCCAGUCAGCAGGCCGUCGCCGCCGCGGGUGUCGCGGCCGAAGCCGGCCCCUGUGGGUGCGGCGGCCAACGCGAUCGGCACCGGAUUCAGGGUGGCCGGCUGCAACAUCUACGGCCGCAUGUACCGGGUGGACAGGAUCAUUUCGGAGCUGUCGGAUCAAUGCCGCGAGUGCAAGUGCACCGAGCUGGGCGUCGAAUGCCAACCCCUUUACUGCUGAGCACCCCCGUCAAUCAAUCAAACCGUGUCAUGCGAAUUUUCAUAUGCUCCCACUCUCUAUGUAUUUUUCUUUUGCCGCCUGCAGAAGCAGGCAGAGCCAGCGCCGCGCGUUCAUAGCCAAAAUCGAUCAUAAACGCUAGGGAACGAGUGAUGCCGCGCUGUUUUCUGGGAAUUCUCGCCACUAUGUAUUAUUCACGGCGGGCGCCUCUUCGCGCAACAUCUCGCUUGUGCUCGCAUCAAAUAUUCGAAACGAUCUCAAACGAGAAAUUCGUCCAGCAGCUUUUUUAAUCAAUUCUCCGCCAAAAUUUCGUUUUGACGGCCAGUAUCAUGGAAGGGUAGCUCAAUUCGGGGGAACAACACAAAAUUGAAAUUAAUAGGGAUAGCAUUUUCCAGCUCCGUGCAUUGGCAUUUCGAUUUUAUAGAUUUAUGUUGUACCUGAUAAGGACAAAUUGGUUCGUAGCGCUCUCGAAUUUUGUUACUCUCUUCAACAGUAUGACCAUAUUGAUUUUGGUACUCCACACAAAUUUUAUGUUAGUUCAUAAGCUACAAAGAGGCUCAGCAUUUGUAGAAUUCCUUGUUAUUUUAAUUUCUUUUGUGUUACGGAAGAUUGUGCAUUCCAAUCAAAGACAAAAGUUCGUGUGACUCUAUCCAGAAACGAGAAUCAAGACGUUUUAAAAAGCAAAUUGUGAUUGAAUUACCACGAUAAGACAAAGACGACUAGUGACUUGCUACCAAAACUACUGAAAAAAUUAGAAAUAUCUCUUUAACACUAUUUAGCACCUUCAGUUGCUGAUAUUUUUCAAAUUGAUGACUUUCUGUUCGACUGACAAGCGACAUUAUUUUCUGCCUGCAAGAUGCACAAUCCUAUCUUUCUCUUCCCUUUGUAAGCAAAAUCAAUAACCCCAAGUCCAAUACAAACACUGUGUGGAAAUUACUUGCCACUUUGCCCCCUUGUAGAGAGUGUAGUAAAGUGCCGAAAAUGUUUAUCGGCUGCUGCAUUUUACGACGCUCUACUCCAUUCGUCUCUUUCACGUACACACUAACAAAUCCAGCCGCAUUUUAGUAGAAAGUAAGGAAACGUGUUUUAAUAUUGUAGCCAUACAUUUUCAUACUUUGUGUGAAUGGGGAUUAUUUUUAUUGCACACAGCAGCAGCGCGCACACGCCUCUUCCUCACUUUUAUUCUCGUCGUUCUUUUCCUCCCUUUCUCACUCGAUUCCGAGCAGGAAUAAUAAUGUGAAAUGUGUGGGUGUGUGCAAUAAUAAAGAAAAACUGUGGAAAUUGCUUUUAACGAGUAGCGGAAUAAAAAAUAAACCUCA
Messenger RNA from Cloeon dipterum, 3926 nucleotides. RefSeq lists its product as uncharacterized. Gene Ontology annotation, molecular function: protein binding. The record is from RefSeq and is a predicted model, not a curated record. Gene Ontology annotation, cellular component: extracellular region. The transcript has 10 exons. Bases 76 to 2610 code for a protein of 844 amino acids. NCBI's taxonomy places the organism in Eukaryota, Metazoa, Arthropoda, Insecta, Ephemeroptera, Baetidae.